UCUAAGCGGUAUAUCCUCUCUCUCUCCCGCCGCGUCCCCGACGAACCCUAACCACAGCCAUGGCCCCCGCCGCUGCCGCUGUCGCCGACGACGAGGACGACUACGAGGAGUACAUCCCCGUCUCCAAGCGCAGGGCCACGGAUGCCGUUCGUUUCCGCCUCGCCGCGCCCCUCCCGCCGCCUCCACCCCUAUCGACCGGCGACAAGACCAGCCUCCUCGUCACGCACGCGCAGAGCAAGCACUCCGCCCCGGAGCUCACCGCCACGGAGCGGCUCAUCCAACAGGAGAAGGAGCUGCUCGAGGACCUCUCCUCCACCGCUAAGCCGCUGGUGCCCGUGGGGCAGGCCGCCAGGGGCAUCACCUACACCUCACCGCUCCGCACGGGCUGGAAGCCGCCGCUGCGGCUCCGCCGCAUGCCGCGCGCCGAGGCCGACGAGCUCCGCCGCAGGUGGCACAUCCUCGUCGAGGGCGACGACGGUCUCGUGCCGCCGCCCGCCCGCGACUUCCGCCGCGACCUCAGGCUCCCGGACCCCGUCCUGCGCGUGCUCCGCGACAAGGGCAUCGUGCGGCCCACGCCCAUCCAGGUGCAGGGCCUCCCCGUCGCGCUCUCCGGCCGCGACAUGAUCGGCAUCGCCUUCACCGGCUCCGGGAAGACGCUCGUAUUCGUGCUGCCGCUCGUCAUGCUCGCGCUGCAGGAGGAGACGCUCAUGCCCGUUGUGCCCGGGGAGGGCCCGUUCGGGAUGGUCAUCUGCCCGUCCAGGGAGCUCGCCAAGCAGACGUACGAUGUCAUCGAGACGUUCCUCGCUCCCCUCAGGCAGGCUGGCUUCCCGGAGAUUCGGCCGAUGCUUUGCAUUGGGGGUGUUGACAUGAGGACGCAGCUCGAUGUGCUCAACAAGGGCGUGCAUAUCGUGGUUGCCACGCCUGGACGCCUCAAGGAUCUUCUUGCAAAAAAGAAGAUGAACCUCGACAAUUGCAGGUAUUUAACAUUAGAUGAAGCUGACAGGCUUGUUGAUCUGGGAUUUGAGGAUGACAUUCGGGAGGUUAUUGACCAUUUGAAGUCCCAAAGGCAGACUCUUCUUUUCUCUGCCACUAUGCCCGAGAAGAUUCAGAAUUUUGCAAAGAGUGCCCUUGUGAAGCCGGUUACUGUCAAUGUUGGAAGAGCUGGAGCAGCAAAUCUCGAUGUCAUCCAAGAAGUUGAGUACGUCAAGGAAGAAGCCAGAAUUAUAUACCUCCUCGAAUGCCUCCAGAAGACUCCACCUCCUGUUCUUAUAUUUUGUGAAAACAAAACUGAUGUCGACUACAUCCAUGAGUAUCUUCUUCUGAAGGGUGUGGAAGCUGUUGCGAUCCACGGGGGAAAAGAUCAGGAGGAAAGACAGAAUGCUAUUGAGUUCUUUAAGAGUGGAAAGAAGGAUGUCUUGGUAGGUACUGAUGUCGCCUCAAAGGGUCUCGAUUUCCCUGAUAUUCAGCAUGUGAUCAACUACGACAUGCCUGCCGAGAUUGAGAACUAUGUCCACAGGAUCGGUCGAACGGGUCGAUGUGGAAAAACUGGAGUAGCGACAACAUUCAUCAACAGGAACCAGACAGAGACCACGCUUCUUGACCUCAAGCACUUGCUCAAGGAAGCGAAGCAGAGAAUACCACCAGUGCUUGCUGAGCUCGUCGACCCGCUGGCGGAUGCUGAGGCUAUUGCCCAGGAGAGUGGCGUUAAGGGAUGUCAAACCUGUGGUGGCCUUGGGCAUCGUAUCGCCGAUUGUCCAAAGCGGGAGCGGCAGAACUCCAUGGCCAUGGCUGCCUCCAGAAGAGAUCAGUAUGGUGGUGGAGGUUACCGAGGAGAAAUGUGAUGACCUUGUGUUUGUUUCUCUGUUUAUGUAUAGAUAGAAAAAAGGUUUAGUGAUUACAUUGUGUCAAAUGAAUAAUUAUUCAAAAGAGAAUUUGCUUCCACGUAUCUAAAACAAAAUGUACUAGGGUUGUGGGAUAAAUGCCGCGUGCCUGUACAUAGUGCAAGAAACAACGCAUGGUGAUACUGAUAAUUGGCAUA
Lolium perenne is the source of this 2038-nucleotide messenger RNA. Its product is annotated as DEAD-box ATP-dependent RNA helicase 35A. Gene Ontology annotation, biological process: mRNA splicing, via spliceosome. Gene Ontology annotation, molecular function: zinc ion binding; ATP binding; nucleic acid binding. NCBI's taxonomy places the organism in Eukaryota, Viridiplantae, Streptophyta, Magnoliopsida, Poales, Poaceae. The record is from RefSeq and is a predicted model, not a curated record.